GUUCAGGCGAAAGGUUUUUAUUCAUAUCGUUGAUCGAAGUUGUUCACUACCCCGCCACAGAGUAAUCGUUAAGCUGUGCUACCGUAAACAAAGCUUGACAUCAUGGCAGUGAAUAUAACAGAGUGGGAAAAAAGUGCAAUAGCAAAUAUAGAUAAUCUGAUUAACAAGUGCAAGUUACGAAUGUUCGCUUUCGAGAGAGAACAUCUCAUGUUAACUCAAAACGCCGGUGUCGAUCCAUUGGCAUUGAUGAUCCAAGAUCGUGCACCGCAAAGAUUGCGAUAUUUCGCGACAGACCUUUAUUCAGCUCUAGACUAUUUAUGUUACCUUUGUCAUUGCCAUUACCAGAACGAAGGUCGACCUAGUUAUUCCCAGGAAGCAAGAAAUGUGAACUUUCCUUAUAAAAUCCUCCGGGAAACUACUGCGGGGGGGCAGAGAGAGGUUUGCGAGAAAAAAGCAAACAACUUUGCAAAGAAAAGGUUCGAGACAAUAUUCGGUCCCUUGGAUGGAGCAGAGGCAGGAGGUCCAGCGCCUGGAGCAGAGGCAGGAGGUCCAGCGCCUGGAGCAGAGGCAGGAGGUCCAGCGCCUGGAGCAGAGGCAGGAGGUCCAGCGCCUAAUCAAAAUAUGUUAAAUGAAUUUAAACAAAUAAUCCUACGCUGUCAAAUAAAGACAAAGAUUGAUGGUAGUGGAUCACUAUGCGAUCAACAAGGCACUCCAAAUGAUGCAGCGAGGGAUUUCAACACGCUCCAUAUUCUACGCAACACUGCAGUUCACCGUAAUUUGGUUUUUGUGAAUGUCAAACCCGGUAAGUUAUAUUUCAACCGUCGGGAAGGAUACCACGAAGUUAAGCCAGGCGAAAUACCCGAAAGAGAGAAUAAUCCGGAACUUUGGCAAAGUUUUCCGAGUAAUCCCGGUUGUUGGAUUACAGUUCCUCCUCUUGGUCCGAGAAGAGAUUACACUCAAGAAAAGAUUCUUGAAGUUGCCAUACGCCUUGUCGAUUUUGUGAAGGAUACCCGAGAUGACCUGCUACAACUGGCUUUCCCUCAUCACUAUGGUACAGGGGAAAACUUCUCUGUUCGUCCAUUUGAUAACGGUAAAGUAAGACGCGGGAUGGAUGAUGGCGUGUACAUCGGGAAUAAUCCGCAUUACAGCUGGGAUAAAUUUGAUCAAGCCUGUUUUAUUAACCAAAAUAAUUUCGAUUUAUAUGCUGUUUAGAAGCUAUAAACAAAUUCAACAUUGUGUGCGAUUUCUCACAACUUUAAAAACAUUAGUUGCAUGCAUAACUAAAAGCUAGCUAACAUUAUACGAGUAUCGACCUAGUCAUGUUACUACUACCAUAUCAGUAAAUAAAUUAAUUGUAUUGUAUUGUAUUGUAAGGUCUGUUCACACGAUUUAAUUUUGUCGGUUUAUUCAUCUCUGAUGGAUGUUUUAUAGUCUUCGAACUUGCAAUGUACAUGUCAUGGGCGCGGCAGCAAUUCAACAAAAGCUACUGCGGUCUGCUUCAUCAGUAACACAUUCCAUUCCAUACGUCAGAGGUGAAUUAGAUCCAACAAAAUCGGGUCGUGUGAACAGGCCAAAUGCUCACUAUAGCUUUUUGGAGCCAUUGUCAUCAGUUGGAUUUUCCGGAAAAGCAAAUUGUGCGAUUUUAGCCACCGGUGUGUUUUAGUUGUAGUCCAUGUGAACUAUAAUAAUUUGAUUUUUCAGAUCAAGAAUGUUAAUUAAACUAUAUUAAG
Messenger RNA from Dendronephthya gigantea, 1730 nucleotides. RefSeq lists its product as uncharacterized. NCBI's taxonomy places the organism in Eukaryota, Metazoa, Cnidaria, Anthozoa, Malacalcyonacea, Nephtheidae. The record is from RefSeq and is a predicted model, not a curated record. The transcript has 2 exons. Bases 103 to 1212 code for a protein of 369 amino acids.